This is a messenger RNA of Ochotona curzoniae (black-lipped pika), 4792 nucleotides long. It is a transcript of the gene ARHGEF6, whose product is annotated as Rac/Cdc42 guanine nucleotide exchange factor 6. Gene Ontology annotation, biological process: intracellular signal transduction. The record is from RefSeq and is a predicted model, not a curated record. The transcript has 22 exons. Gene Ontology annotation, molecular function: guanyl-nucleotide exchange factor activity; protein binding. NCBI's taxonomy places the organism in Eukaryota, Metazoa, Chordata, Mammalia, Lagomorpha, Ochotonidae. The coding region runs from base 333 to 2672 and encodes 779 amino acids.
AAAAAGGGGUGUGGACAUGUGUGUGUUUCUUCCUUUUUUUAUCGUAAUGAAUUUGUUUUGCAGAUUUUGAAAGAAACUAAUAGGUAUUAUCCAGGAUAUUUCCCACGAAUUCUUAUCUGAGUUCCACAUCUUUGAGAAUGAUCCCUGUGCUUUUCAAACCCCGUGUUUUGAGUGGGGCCACUGGUGUCUAAAAAGAGUUGCUUUGAAACCUUUCCUCCGUAAGCACCAGAAGAGAACUCCUAACAAGGAAGACAACGGCAGAUGCAAUCGCGGAUGUGGCUUCGUCCUUGCAGCUGGCCCAGUGAGCUGUUCCCCGUGCAUCGUCCUCAGGAAUGAAUCCAGAAGAACGAGUCGUGACCUGGCUGAUAUCUUUGGGAGUUUUAGAUUCCCCGAAAAAGACCAUCUGUGAUCCGGAGGAGUUCUUGAAGACCUCGCUGAAAAAUGGGGUAGUGCUGUGCAAGCUGAUCAACAGACUCGUGCCUGGCUCUGUGGGAAAGUAUUGUCUGGAGCCCCAAACUGAAGCCCACUGUAUCAGCAACAUCAAUGACUUCCUAAAGGGAUGCGCAGCCCUUCAAGUGGAGGUAUUUGAUCCUGAUGACCUUUAUUCAGGGGUCAAUUUCCCGAAGGUUCUGAGUACUCUUUUAGCUGUCAACAAAGCAACAGAAGAUCAGCUAUCAGAAAGACCAUGUGGACGUUCCUCUUCUCUUAGUGCUGCUAAUAGUUGUCAGGCGAACCCACAGGGAGCGGUUACCAGCACAGCUCCAGGGCUGCAGAGGCAGUCAAAGGCUGCGGAGAUGACAGAAAAUGGAAGUCACCAGUUGAUAGUAAAGGCAAGAUUCAAUUUUAAGCAGACAAAUGAAGAUGAGCUGUCAGUCUGUAAAGGGGACAUCAUUUAUGUCACUCGGGUUGAAGAAGGAGGCUGGUGGGAAGGCACAUUAAAUGGAAGAACGGGCUGGUUUCCUAGUAAUUAUGUCCGAGAAAUCAAAUCCAGUGAAAGACCUCUUUCCCCCAAGGCUGUCAAAGGAUUUGAUCCUGCUCCACUUACUAAGAAUUAUUAUACUGUGGUAUUACAGAACAUCCUGGAUACUGAAAAAGAGUAUGCAAAAGAACUCCAGUCUCUUCUUGUUACAUACUUGAGACCUCUGCAGUCCAAUAACAAUUUGAGUUCUGUGGAGUUCACAUCUUUGCUGGGAAACUUUGAGGAAGUAUGCACGUUUCAGCAGACUCUUUGCCAAGCCUUGGAAGAGUGUUCUAAAUUUCCAGAGAAUCAGCACAAAGUAGGAGGUUGCCUCCUGAAUCUCAUGCCUCAUUUUAAAUCUAUGUAUAUGGCUUACUGUGCGAAUCACCCCUCAGCAGUGAAUGUGCUCACCCAGCACAGUGAUGAGCUGGAACAAUUUAUGGAAAAUCAAGGUGCAUCCAGCCCAGGCAUCCUCAUUUUAACCACAAGCCUCAGCAAGCCCUUCAUGCGACUGGAAAAGUAUGUUACUCUCUUGCAAGAGCUGGAGAGACAUAUGGAGGAUACUCAUCCAGACCAUCAGGAUAUUUUGAAGGCAAUCAUAGCAUUCAAAACUCUCAUGGGGCAGUGCCAAGAUCUGAGAAAGAGAAAACAGCUGGAACUGCAGAUACUUUCCGAGCCUAUCCAAGCAUGGGAAGGAGAGGAUAUUAAAACCUUGGGAAACGUGUUGUUCAUGUCACAAGUCAUGGUGCAAUUUGGAAUGUGUGAGGAAAAAGAAGAACGGUACCUGUUGUUAUUUCCGAAUGCCUUGAUAAUGUUGUCUGCAAGUCCUCGGAUGAGUGGCUUUAUCUAUCAGGGAAAAAUACCAACAGCAGGAAUGGUGGUGACUAGAUUAGAUGAAAUUGAAGGAAAUGACUGCACAUUUGAAAUCACAGGCACCAUGAUAGAUAGACUUGUGGUCCAUUGCAACAACAACCAGGACUUCCAGGAAUGGUUGGAUCAGCUGAGCAGACUGAUCAGAGGACCUGCUUCCUGCAGUUCAUUGUCCAAGACAUCAUCAUCAUGUAGUGCUCAUUCGACAUUUUCCCAGUCUUUUAGCUCUACUGGACAGCCCCGGGGACCCUUGGAGCCUCCUCAAAUUAUAAAACCAUGGAGUUUAAGUUGUCUGCGACCUGCACCUCCACUUAGACCAUCAGCAGCUCUAGGUUAUAAAGAGAGGAUGUCUUAUAUCUUAAAGGAGUCUAGUAAAAGCCCCAAAACGAUGAAGAAGUUUCUUCAUAAAAGGAAGACUGAGAGAAAACCAUCAGAGGAGGAAUAUGUAAUCAGGAAAAGUACGGCUGCUCUGGAAGAGGAUGCUCAGAUUCUUAAAGUGAUUGAAGCCUAUUGCACCAGUGCCAAUCUUCAACCAGGCCAUGGCUCAAGUGCUCGCAAAGAUUCUGUUCCACAAGUCCUGCUACCAGAGGAAGAGAAGCUCAUCAUUGAAGAAACCAGAAGCAACGGGCAGACCAUCAUCGAAGAAAAGAGCCUUGUCGAUACUGUUUAUGCUCUGAAGGAUGAGGUCAAAGAACUGAAACAGGAGAAUAAAAGAAUGAAGCAAUGCCUAGAAGAAGAACUGAAGUCACGGAGGGACCUAGAAAAGCUGGUUCGGAGGCUGUUGAAGCAAACCGAUGAGUGCAUGCGAGCUGAGUCCGGUAGCAAGACGUCGCUUCUUCCAUAAGCCUCCCUGCGCAUGGAGAGGACGUGCUUUCAGGGCAUCUUGAAAUGUCUGGUCAAAGAAUUUGACUCAGUUUGCUCACUUUUUUGGCUUUUAGUUUGCAUUUGAACCUUUCUCCCUCUCAUUUCAUGUUUGACUAUUGGUCGUUUAAUUUUCCAACAGGGAAAAAAAAAAAGCAGAAAAUGAAGGUAGAAGUGACUCCAGUCUUUCCCAUUGAAGGAGAAAAGAAAGCUCAUGCAGGCAAACACCUUAAGUGGUCCUCAGAUGGCCUUCGGUUCACAGUGCCUCUACAAGAGCAAUGCCCUGAGCUGUGCUCAUUGCGCUGCUUGCUGCCGCGAAGCAGCUGGCCAUGGCUUAUUUAGUGUGAAACCUACCUUCCCCUAGCCAGCGCUUUCCUGUACCUGCUAGCCUCUCAGUAUCCAACAUGCUGAAGGCAGAGCUCCCAGAGCCGUGACUAGAGUAGGGUGAAAGAUGAACAAUUGCCCAGUGAGCCAGCUAUGCUCCCCUAAACUGUCAUGCACCACCCUCAAUCAAGCACACCACUUACAGUUAUUACUCUUUGUUGUCUCUAAAAUCAAGAAAAUAGCAGCACCUUUAUUCCUGUUGUGUUGGCGCAUGGCUUAGCUGAAGGAGGCAGGCGCUGGUCUUUUGUGCCAUCACCCAAUCCAUUGGACAAUCCUUCCCUUCUGCAGUGAAGCUGCCCAUCUUCUCCUGGCGCAUGAUAAGUUCCACCUAGCCUCCUGCCCACAGUGUACGUUUUCUGUUUCCCCAGUGCUUUUAGUCAACUGUACCAAAUGAUAUGUAAACUUGUAUGCUCUUUGUUUCCUUUUUUAAAAGUGUAAUUAGGCUGCAAGCAGUUACUUUACAUUGCAUUUUCAAGCUGUGACAUUUCAGCCUUCAAAGCACUCUGCACUGAGAAGAUAUUGUGCUCUUCUGACAGCUCUCAUGCACACUAUUACUCUCAUUUAUGCUAUGUGAAUCAUACUCAUCCAUGUCUUUCAAUAGGACUCUAAGCAUUAUUUGCAAAAAAUGUGCUGUUGGUUUGGUUUGUAUAAGAGAACGGUCUCUGUUCUGGCUACUAGCAGAGCUGAGUAUUUGCAACUGGUUUACUCAAAUUCCUGAUUGGAUGAGUGAACAGAACCAUACACAUCCAAAUUUGGCGCAAAGGAAAGUUAACCCAAAGUUCUAGCACUUGGCCUUCCCUCCUCUUAAGACAGGCCACCACGGGCUGUGACACUGGAAGCAGAGGCAAAGGCCAGUUGGUUGAUGAAAAUUGUCUUCCAGAUACACUGGUGGGUGUCUGUAAUGCGGAUUUUGCAAAUGUUUAGAAACCAAACACGAAACUUGGAAUCCUCAGCUAGCAGAGGAGCCUUUUUUUCCUCUCUGGUACUGAGGUCUCUAGAUCUCCAAGCCACAUGGUACAGGUCUGUGGUCUGCUUGCUGCACAGCAGGCAUUGCACCACCCGAAGGAAGUGGAUGAUUCCUGAAUCAUCACCCGUCACAAGGCACCUUUGGGAACCCUAGACACAAGAUUUCUAGGAAUGGCUGUUCUUUUUUUUGGCACAGAAGUUUGGGACUGAUAUCCUUCACCUAAAAAUUAUAACAACAUAGGUCUUUGCAUUUCCCCUGGCUGUGGUUACUUAAUGCCUUGCAGUAAAUGUGCAUACUGUACCCUUAGGAAACGCGCACGCGUGCGUGUGUGUGUGUGUGUGUGUGAUGACAAGAUAUUUUGAGUUGAUUGCUUAAGAUGUUGAAAGAUCUUUAUUUUAGAAUGAUGUGUACAUAUGCAUGUUUUGGGGACUUGGCCCUUCUGACAAGAGGCUUUGGCACUCUGGGUAAUGAAGCUUGCGCACAGUGGUGUCUGCUCUUACACACUAAACAAUAAUAUAAAGGAAAUGAAGCCAUGUUAACCUGAGAGCAAUGUCUCCAUAGCUGUGUGGUUUACAAUACUCCGUUCAUGGGUUUCUGUUACUCUGUCAUUCUCAACCGCUGCCCUUAGAGGCUUUCAGUUCUCUUUCUGUCAUGCCCCUUCUUACAUGAGCUCAAAAUUUUCUAACUUGUUUUUAUUUUGAACUUUUAAAAUGGACAUUUUCAAUAAAUAAAAUAAACUGUGCUUUUUAAAA